This is a messenger RNA of Metopolophium dirhodum (rose-grain aphid), 4125 nucleotides long. RefSeq names its product semaphorin-5A-like. The record is from RefSeq and is a predicted model, not a curated record. NCBI's taxonomy places the organism in Eukaryota, Metazoa, Arthropoda, Insecta, Hemiptera, Aphididae. Gene Ontology annotation, biological process: neural crest cell migration; positive regulation of cell migration; axon guidance. Gene Ontology annotation, molecular function: semaphorin receptor binding; chemorepellent activity.
ACAAUAACGUGGCCCCAGUCUCGUACCGACGUCCGCGCCGACCACUCGUCCUCUGCGCUGUGUGAAACAGCUUCUUGCUGCUGCUGCUAGUGUGCGCGCCGUGAGUGCAUUUUGUUUUCGCAUUUCGUUUUGCCGUCGCGAGUAUUCUCCAGUGUUACACAUUUUCCAGUUUUCCGGAUUGCUGUAUGAUGUCCGCAAGCCGGUAGUAACUCAGGACUUAUUAAAAGACAAAACGAAAUUAUGCUGUUCCUCGUAUUUUUGGUGGUAGCGUGCGUCAAUGGUCAUCAAACCGAACCAGGAUAUCAUGUUAUACCCUAUAAAGAUGUGAUGUCGACGGCUGACACGUUUUCAGAGGACGGAGUGACAUCGUACUCGCAGCUGUUGUUCGAUAUUGCCAGAAAACAAGUGGUAGUCGGUGCAAGAGACAACAUAUACCGCCUGGACUUGGACGAUUUGAAAAAGAUCGAGGCCGCACAUUGGCCGGCCGCCGAGGAAAAAGUGCAGCUGUGCCUGGUUAAAGGCCAGAGUGUCGACGACUGUCACAAUUACGUCAAAGUACUAUUGUCCACUGGAAAACGGCUGUUCGCAUGCGGUACUGGAGCUUUUUCACCACAGUGCACGUGGAGAGAGAUGGAAAAUGCCAACAGCGUGACCGACACCGUGCGCGGGGUGGGCAAGUGUCCGUACAGUCCGCUUUCCAACAUCACAGCCAUGAUCACGCUCAACGGCCAGUACUUUGCCGGUAGCCCGAUGGACUUUUCCGGCGCAGACUCGGCCAUUGUCCGAGACCUGGGAGCUUCGUACCUGCGGACAAAGAACUAUGAUGCCAAGUGGCUGAACGAGCCCCAGUUCGUCGGGUCGUUUGAGACCGACGCCUAUGUGUACUUUUUGUUCAGAGAAAGUGCAGUGGAGUACAUAAACUGUGGCAAGAGGGUGUACUCGAGGAUUGCUAGGAUGUGCAAAAAUGAUGUCGGCGGACAAACUAUGCUGCGAGACAAUUGGACCACAUUCAUUAAGGCCCGUUUAAACUGUUCUUUACCCGGUGACUAUCCAUUUUACUUUGAUGAAAUUCAGGGUAUGACUUAUUUACCAGACGAAGGAUUGGUGUACGCUACAUUUACUACACCAAGCAAUGGUAUAGCUGGAUCGGCAGUAUGUAGUUUUAACCUUACCGCUAUAAACGCAGCGUUUAAUGGACCGUUCAAACACCAAGCCAGCGUCGGUUCGGAAUGGAUACGAUAUAACCCACCGCAUCAACUCAACCACGGACACUGCCAAAGACAGGAUCCAAAUCAGAUACUUGACUCGUCGAGAUAUCAACUGAUGGACAACGCAGUACAGCCCACCACGAUGGAUCCACUAUAUUACAAGCCCUUGGAAAUUCUGACACACAUUGCUGUCGACGUCGUACCAACCAAACCACACGGAUCUUUAAAAGUCUUGUACGUGGCCACGACCGAAGGGACCGUGAAAAAGAUUACUAUUCUACCGAAAUCUUCGGCCACGUGCACACUGGAGGAAUGGAACAUAUUCCCCGAGGGUUCCGGUUCCCAGAUCAUGGCGUUGCAUUAUCUGAAAGUCACGGACUCGAUUUACGUGGGCACUCGUGACCGGGUGUUGAAAAUACCGGCCCAGCACUGUGGCCGACACCGGAGCAAGGAAGCGUGCAUGAACGCGAUGGACCCCUAUUGCGGAUGGAACGAGCACGUCGACAAGUGCCAACCGCCGACAAACGGUAACAUCAUGGAACACAAUUGGCGACAGGACGUUACCAAGUGUCCGGACCGGUCGAGGCCGAUCGACGGUGGUUGGUCCAGCUGGUCGACAUGGGCUGCGUGUACGCAAAACGUUAACGGCAAAGAGUCCGCCGACCAAUGUUUGUGUUCGAGCAGAACGUGCACGAACCCCGAACCCAAGUACGACGGGGCCGAAUGCCAAGGUCCUACCAUACAGGUGACUAAUUGCACCGUACACGGACAAUGGUCUGGUUGGUCGGACUGGUCGGCGUGUACUCAGAGUUGCGGUUCUGCCGUGAAAGUCAGAAAAAGGACCUGUGGAAAUCCGGCGCCGGCCUUUGGCGGUCGCGUGUGUGUAGGACGGGACACCGAUGAAAUGUUUUGCCAUUCGAAUCCACCUUGUCCAGUUUCGCCACCUGUCGUAAAAGAGCCGGGCUGGAGCGCCUGGGGCUCGUGGGGCAAAUGCUCGGCCAAGUGUGGUGGAGGCAUUCGACAGAGGUCGCGGUACUGUAACAACCCACCGCCACAGGAAGGACAGGAUUGCAUCGGGUGUUCCGAAGAGUACGAACUGUGUAACCAGAGACCGUGCACGGAUAGCAUAAAGAAGAUAUCGGCGUGGUCACCGUGGGUGCCGGCCGGAAACGGUACUCAUAAAAGAUACAGAUUCUCGUGCAGAACGCAGCCAGACAUUUCGGCAUUACACAUUAUGCAGGACAAAGAAGAAAGUAGAUUGUGCCAAGAUGGAUCGUGUCACAGACUUGAUCAACCAUCAGAUUUAGAAGACUCGUGGUCAGAAUGGUCACCGUGGUCACCGUGUUCCGCUGAUUGUGGUGGUGGUGUACAAGUCAGGACUAGAACUUGUGGGCCUUUGGAUAAUUGUGAGGGACAAACCACAUUUACCAGGCCUUGCAAUACACAACAAUGCAAAGGAGAAUGGAGUUGUUGGACAGACUUUAAUGAAUGUUCUGUGACUUGUGGUGAAGGCGUCAGAACUCGCAAGCGCAAUUGCCUACUAAAGGGUGUGCCCUCUGAUGGAUGCGAUGGCCCUUACGAAAGCCAAGAACCGUGUUACGCGCCUUGUCAUGACAUGGAUAUGGGCUGGGAAGACUGGUCAGAGUGGUCAGUGUGCGAUAAGGAGAAUCAGAAACAUCGGACUAGAAAAUGUACUUUUGACCGUUGUUUGGGACCCAACAUUGAAUCUGUUCCUUGCUUUGAGACAAACGAGAUCGUUUCGAGUAGCUCCACGCUGCUGGUGUGCCUGCUGUCCUUUUUGACGGGCGCCUUGGUGGCUGGAGCCGCGUUCUGCGCAUGGCAGAGACGUCAGAAGCCGAAGUUGCCGAGCAGUCCGCACUACAUCACCACCAAGCAGAACCCGUACGUGACGGUGCCGAAAGAGUACCGCGCGCCCGCCAAGCGGACGCCGUCGUUCACCAAGCCGACCACUGUCGGCGCGCAGCAUCACAGCAACGGUACCUCAGCCACCGGCACGCUGCCCAGGCUGUUCAACAAGCCGGCCGACUACGAAACGGCCACCAUCAAGCGGAACAGCCACAGUCUGGUCAACGGGCACGCGAUGCGCAACCGUCCCGACUUGGAACAGGAGAAGUUUUUUCUAACACGCCGCGACACCGUUAAAUUAUAAUUAAGUAUAUAAUUAGACGCGAACACCGCCAAUCGCCAUAAUUACAAUAUUAUUAUAAUAUUACUAUAUGACGAUCAUCAGCUUCCUUAUCAUCCAAUAUUAUCGCCCACCGCUCGCGACAAUAUUAUCAUCAUCGACUGCAUGUUUACGCCGCACGGUCACUGAAUUCUGUGACGCGGUCGUUUAUGCGCGGAAGAAUGCGGUUUGUUCAACCCGCUUAGGAAGUUGUCGGUGUUUCCGGAUUUAUUUGUUUUUUUUAAUGUCAUCCGAUCAGUGUCCGGAUAAUAAUAUUAAACCAGUGCUAGUAUCGGCUACUGGUGCUCGUUAUUGCUAGUCAUUACAUUUUUUAUUUUCGACAAUUUCCUUGCGGACGUAACUAAUUUAACACGUGAUAUUGUUAACUGAUACAAUUAUUGACUUAAUAUUAUGUUUCUAUAACAAAUGGUAAAAAUCUAUUUCUAUAUUAUUUCGUAUUGACUAACAAUCAAUGUGCAUCACACUAUCUUCAGUUAGCGUUUGGUUUUGAUAGUAAUAUAUAUUAUUAUAAUAAUUAUUAUUAUUAAAUCAACAAAUUUUUUUAACCGAUAUAUCGUAAUACAAAUUAUACAAACGGUUUGCCCGUUUUGUUUUUUUUUAUACAACCGAAGACUGCGUAAAAACCACGACAUGAUAUGCAUCGUGCCUGUUGUCGUAUAUUACAUCCAUUAUUGCUUUACUCUGUUAAUUAUAAAUUAUAUUUGAAAAGAA